Molecule: messenger RNA, 2421 nt
Organism: Talaromyces rugulosus
Lineage: Eukaryota; Fungi; Ascomycota; Eurotiomycetes; Eurotiales; Trichocomaceae
Exons: 5
Coding region: 1-2421 (806 amino acids)
Biological process (GO): activation of GTPase activity
Molecular function (GO): GTPase activator activity
Source: RefSeq, a predicted model, not a curated record
AUGACAGGGACGGAUCCGACACUUACCCCGCCGCCCUCGCCGCCGUCUCCGACGGCCUCAUACUACGACGUGAGCGAUGACGAAGAGAGAGGGUACAAUACCAUCGCUCAAUCGAGCUCUGGGAAUGGUGUAAAGUUACUGUUUUCCAAGAGCAAGGUCUACAUCCACCCUACUCCAUCGUCGAAGGACAACAUCCCUGGGUUUAUCGCUUUGGUUCAACAAAAACCUCUCGGUGGAACAGCAUCACACGCGAUAUCUGAAGCCUCUUCAAAAAAUGCCGACGCUUCCUCGUAUCUUCUGGCAUGGGUCCCCGAAUCGGCCAUGGGAGACGCUUACGACACCUACGUGAAGGUCGAUCUAUCAGAAGACGACUCCUCGCCUCGACAAACCUAUCUCGUUCCAGCUCUUCCAACCAUGACAACAUAUAGGGAUGCAAUCGGCAUGUAUGCGUUUGCGGUGCCCCUGUCGGAAAUAUAUUCUCUAUGGGUACGACCGCCAAGUCUAGGAUGGUGGUACGGAAGUGUUGUCAUUUGCACAAGGUCUGGUGAUAACUUCCCGGCUCUUUUCUUCCACGACAACGAGUGCGAAUCCACGAUAUUACAGAAGAGAAAGAGAGCUCGGGAAACCUUUGACCCCUUCUCAGAGGACGGCACCGUUUUCUGGGGUGGAGAUGAAGUGUUGAGGUGGAUAAAAUGCUACGCUGAUGUUCAGCGCGCUGCGGCAGAUCCAACUAAAUAUCUCAUCAACCCUACUGAGGAAGAUAAGACGGCGUUUGGUCGACCACUCAGUGCCAAAUCACAAAAGUCUCCGGCUGAGGCUUCUCAGAAACCCUCGCGUGAUGCGGCAAUGGACCCCCUAACGAAAGCAUUGAAGGAGACACGAUGGAAAGUUUUGGAAGGUCUCAGCCGCAUCACCACCUUCACACGGCGUACGGCAAAUGAGAUAGCAGACAACCCGAUCGUUCCACCCCAAGUACGCAGAUUGAUGAAAAAUCCAGAAGUGCAGACCCUGCAAGAUGAAUUUGACAGUGCCAGGAUAUACCUUGCCCGAUGGGCAAUGAGUAUCGCUGAGCAAAGUGAACGAGAACGAAAUCAACGCAUUUGGACUGCGCAGGAUGUGCUCGAGAGGGAGAAUAGUUUGGUAGGGGACUUUGAAAUCCUCGAGCUAGAGACUGGUACCAUGUCGAUCCAAGAACGGCGCAAAGUUGUGACAAUUGAAGAGUGGAAUGGCUGGUUCAACGGUCCCGGUGGCCACCUACAAAUAACCGCUGACGAAGUCAAAGAACGAAUCUGUCAUGGCGGUCUUGAUCCCAAUGAUGGUGUCCGCAAAGAGGCAUGGCUCUUCUUAUUGGGAGUAUACUCUUGGGAUAGCAGCGAGGAUGAGCGGAAGGCCAUUAUGAACUCUCGCAGAGAUCAAUACGUACGAUUGAAAGGCGUAUGGUGGGAGAGGAUGGUAGAUGGUGAUCCAUCCAGCGAAGAUUUCGAAUGGUGGAAGGAGCAAAAAGCCCAGAAGGAUGUGCAUCGGACAGACCGGACAAUUCCCCUCUUUGCCGGGGAAGACAUACCUCAUCCAGACCCAGAUUCGCCUUUCGCCGAUGUAGGCACGAACGUUCAUCUUGAGCAAAUGAAAGAUAUGCUUUUGACGUAUCACGAGUUCAAUCCAAGCUUAGGGUACGUUCAAGGUAUGAGCGAUCUGCUUGCGCCAAUCUAUGCUGUCGUGCAAGACGAUGCUGUGGCCUUUUGGGCGUUUGUCAAUUUUAUGGAGAGGAUGGAGCGAAACUUCCUUCGUGAUCAAUCCGGCAUGCGGGCUCAAUUAUUGACGCUGGAUCACCUGGUACAACUGAUGGAUCCGCAGCUCUAUCUGCAUUUGCAAUCGGCAGACAGUACCAACUUCUUUUUCUUUUUCCGCAUGCUUUUGGUCUGGUACAAACGCGAGUUUGUGUGGGGAGACAUCCUCCGGUUAUGGGAGACACUAUGGACCGACUAUCUCUCGAGUAGCUUCCACCUGUUUAUUGCUCUGGCUAUUCUAGAAAAACAUCGAGAUGUGAUCAUGGACCAUCUCAAACACUUUGACGAAGUCCUCAAAUAUAUCAAUGAGCUCUCGAAUACGAUGGAACUGCUCCCGAUCCUAACUCGUGCAGAGUCGCUUUUCCGCCGCUUCGAGCGUACUGUCCAGGCAGUUGAUAAGCAGAACAAUUUCCCAGCGCCCAAAGUCCGUCAACGGAUUGAACAAGCUGGCAAGGGUAAAUCUCCUGGGCGUGCUGUCACCACCAGCAGUAGUGUUGGGGGGCAGUCGUCUCAGGGCCUGGGACAGAGGAAAGAAAAGGUUAUAUCACCCGAACUCCGCGAGCUUCUGAGCCGUAAAGUUACCGCGUUUAGCACGGCGAAGGAAGAAGGACAAGGCGACACCUCGAAGCCCUAA